Mercurialis annua (annual mercury) is the source of this 1671-nucleotide messenger RNA. RefSeq lists its product as uncharacterized. The transcript has 3 exons. Lineage: Eukaryota; Viridiplantae; Streptophyta; Magnoliopsida; Malpighiales; Euphorbiaceae. Bases 192 to 1394 code for a protein of 400 amino acids. The record is from RefSeq and is a predicted model, not a curated record.
GUCCUAAGCCUUUGAAGAAGUUAGAAAAAGCAAGGCAAAUGAGUUAUUUCUACAGGGUUGUAUGGUCAGGAGGUAAAACAUAUCAAGUGUUUGGGUUUGAUGGACAGUUUGUGGUUGACAAAGGGUAGCUUACCUGCACUUGCAGGAGGUGGCAACUGACAGGCAUACCCUGCCAUCAUGCCAUUGCUUCAAUGAAUGACAAUGGUGAGGAACCUCAGAAUUUUAUGGAUGACUGCUAUAGGAUUUCCACUUAUCUUAGGACAUAUAGCCAUCUGCUCAAUCCAACAAAUGGUAAGGAUCUGUGGCCUAAAAGUACUGAUCCACCAAUUACACCCCCUAAGGCUGUCAAUUUCAAAAGGGGUAGAAAACAAUUGCUGAGAAGAAGGGAAGAUGAUGAGUUAGAUAGGGGCAGAAGUAGUGGCAUAGUCAAUGGUAAAGUCACAAGAAAGGGUACAAUCUCAAAGUGCUCCCUCUGUGGGAAGAGAGGGCACAACAAGAAAGUUCAUGAAAAGGAGAAUGGUGCUGCUGCAGGUACAAAUACAAUACCUCUUGGACCUAGAAAUGAGCAUGCUACUGCUGGUGUGAGUGAUGUUAGGCCUUCAGAGGAAGUCAUGCCUUCAGAGGAAGUCAUGCCUUCUGUGGAUGACCUGCCUCCAUUCUUUGGCACUCAGGAAGAGAUGCCUCCACCAGCAGGUACACAAGAUGAUUUGCCUCCACCAGUUGGUACUCAGGAAGAGAUGCCUGAGGAAGUGAUGCCUCCACCAGUUGGUACUCAUGAGGAGAUGCCUCAUGAAGUUAUGCCUCCACCAGUAGGUACUCAACAUGUUCCUCCACCUGCAAAGAAACCCAGCCCAAUGGAUGAUUUGGUUGGACAGAAGACAAGGAGGCUGGUGGACAUUACUGGACCUUUGAAAGCAUCUGGAAGACCCAAAUUUACAGCUCCAACCAGAUCUGCAAGACCCAAAUCUUCAGCUAUUUCUACAAGAGCCAGAUCUGGAACUAAAGGGAUUAGGUCCACUGUGCAGCCAACUCCAACAAUGCAGCUUGUUCGAACUACUCCUGGGAGAACUAAAUCUCAAGCUAAGAGGACUCAGGCCACUGUGCACUCAAGUCCAAAUGCUAAAGCUCCAACUUCAACUGGCCUUACAACUUUUGGAAGUGUGAAUGCAGUGGCCAAGCCACAGCUGCCUAGACCUGCAAAGCUCCAUGUUAAAAGAAAGUUGGAUUCAUCAUUUGCAGCACAACCGACGCCAAAGAUGAAUCUGAAGGCACAAGCUUCAAGCAGUCCUGCAGUUCCAACCACAACCACAUCCACAAGAUCUGUUAUCCCCUCAACAACAAGGAAGAGAAAUGUAUGGGUUCCACCAGGUCCAGCCUCAAAGAAAGAGCUCUGAAGUCAACAAUAUGGGGACAAUUUUUUGCACAGUUUAAGUGUGUGGGGCAUCAGUACUUUUAAUUAAAUAUGUUAUUUUGUUACAAUGGGGGGACCAUUGUUAGGUUUUAGGAAGAAUAUUUAACUUUUGCUUUUGUCAAGUUGGUGGUGCAUUAUUGCACUGCAUCUACCCCACUAUGUUUUUUGCAUUGUGCUGUUAUGUUAGGUGGGUGUAUGUAUUUAGGUUGAAUAUUACAUAUUGCUUUGAAUGUAUUAGAUGCAGCAUUUUAUCUCUUGUA